AUGCUGAGUUUUUUUUGGAACGCAAGAGGGAUCAAUGAUCUUAACAAGCAUCAAUGUUUUAGGAGCUGGAGGCUUAAGAAUAAGCCUUUUAUUGGUUGUUUGGUGGAGACGCAUGUUUUGGAACCAAAUGCUCCAUCGGUUAUUGCUUCUAUUCUACCGGGUUGGAGAAUGGAGUCUAACUAUCAAUAUUCUCAUAUUGGUAAGUUAUGGUUAGUAUGGGAUCCAGCGAUUUCGUUGGUUAUGUAUAAGAAAUCCCUACAGCAGAUUACUUGUGGUGUGUUUUUAGCUGAAAGUUGUAGAAGCUUCACCAUCACUUUUGUCUAUGCUUCUAACCUGCGUGCGGUUAGAAGAGACCUUUGGGCUGAGAUACAUGACAUAGGAAGGAAUCAGAACCUGGUUAACUCGCCUUGGCUUGUUGUUGGUGACUUCAACCAGACUUUAGUGGCUUCUGAUCACUCCCUUAGAGAUGAAUUUGAAACAGUUUCUCCAGGAAGUAGAGAAAUGCAACAUUGUCUAAAUGAUCAUGAUGCUUGUUGCUUCAGAAUUCCAAACUUGGCUCCAAAGCCAAAGCGUCCUUUCAAGUUUAAUCUCCACCUGAUACAUCACCCUGAAUUCUUAUCUAUAGUGGAAGAGGCUUGGAGAGGUUUUCGUGUUGUUGGUUCCUCAAUGCAGCAGACCACUCGGCAUAUUCCAAUAUACAGAAGAGAACUUUUGAAGCUUUGGAGAGUCUCAAGCUUUCUCAACAAGAGCUUCUCUCUAGCCCGUCAACCAUUGCUGCGGAGAGAGAACUUUUAG
Messenger RNA from Arabis nemorensis, 795 nucleotides. NCBI's taxonomy places the organism in Eukaryota, Viridiplantae, Streptophyta, Magnoliopsida, Brassicales, Brassicaceae. The record is from the annotation of a GenBank genome assembly.